GCAGAACCAGGGCGGGGCUCUUCACCGGGUCCGGCAGCUGAAAGCUCGGAGCUCGGAUUACCCCUGCAGCGACGCCCCCUGGUCCCGCCACUGUUGCUCCCGCCGCUCCCGCCCCUCAGCUCCUCGGCCGCGCCAUGGGCACCCGCGACGACGAAUACGACUACCUCUUUAAAGUUGUUCUUAUUGGAGACUCUGGUGUUGGAAAGAGUAACCUCCUGUCUCGAUUUACUCGGAAUGAGUUUAAUCUGGAAAGCAAGAGUACCAUUGGAGUAGAGUUUGCAACAAGAAGCAUCCAGGUUGAUGGGAAAACAAUAAAGGCACAGAUCUGGGACACGGCAGGGCAGGAGCGGUACAGGGCUAUAACGUCUGCAUACUAUCGUGGAGCAGUAGGUGCCUUAUUGGUUUAUGACAUUGCUAAGCAUCUCACAUAUGAAAAUGUAGAGCGAUGGCUGAAAGAACUGAGAGAUCAUGCUGAUAGUAACAUUGUUAUCAUGCUUGUGGGCAAUAAGAGUGACUUACGUCAUCUCAGGGCAGUUCCUACAGAUGAAGCAAGAGCUUUUGCAGAGAAGAACGGUUUGUCAUUCAUUGAGACAUCUGCUCUAGAUUCUACAAAUGUUGAAGCUGCUUUUCAGACAAUUCUAACAGAGAUAUACCGCAUUGUUUCUCAGAAGCAAAUGUCAGACAGACGUGAAAAUGACAUGUCUCCAAGCAACAAUGUGGUUCCUAUUCAUGUUCCACCCACCACUGAAAACAAGCCAAAGGUGCAGUGCUGUCAGAACAUCUAAGGCGUCUCUCUUCCCCUAGAAGGCUGUGUAUAGUCCAUUUCCCAGGUCUGAGAUUUAAAUAUAUUUGUAAUUCUUGUGGUCACUUUCUGUGUUUUAUUACUUCCUCACACUUAAGAAUCUUCCCAUGUCUUAAGUCUUUUGAUUUUGGCUUUAUAAAAUCAUCAACUUUGUCUUGAAUGACUGCAGUUCUUUUUCAUGCAAUGGCUUCUCUAGCCUUAGUUUAAUAAACUGAAUGUUUGAAUUCCUCA
This is a messenger RNA of Acomys russatus (golden spiny mouse), 1033 nucleotides long. It is a transcript of the gene Rab11a, whose product is annotated as RAB11A, member RAS oncogene family. NCBI's taxonomy places the organism in Eukaryota, Metazoa, Chordata, Mammalia, Rodentia, Muridae. Bases 135 to 785 code for a protein of 216 amino acids. Gene Ontology annotation, biological process: exocytosis; melanosome transport; neurotransmitter receptor transport, endosome to postsynaptic membrane. The record is from RefSeq and is a predicted model, not a curated record. Gene Ontology annotation, cellular component: axon; postsynaptic recycling endosome; transport vesicle. The transcript has 5 exons. Gene Ontology annotation, molecular function: GTPase activity; GTP binding.